Molecule: messenger RNA, 2736 nt
Organism: Chrysoperla carnea
Lineage: Eukaryota; Metazoa; Arthropoda; Insecta; Neuroptera; Chrysopidae
Product: aminopeptidase Ey-like
Exons: 10
Coding region: 1-2736 (911 amino acids)
Biological process (GO): proteolysis; peptide catabolic process
Cellular component (GO): cytoplasm
Molecular function (GO): peptide binding; zinc ion binding; metalloaminopeptidase activity
Source: RefSeq, a predicted model, not a curated record
AUGUUUUGGACUGCAGAUGGGAUAACAUCCAUUCGUAAAUCGAAUAAUUAUCGUCUUCCUCGUGCGAUAGUACCUGAACAUUAUAUAUUACAUAUUAAUACAUACUUGGAAAAUGAUUUUAAGUUUGACGGAGAUGUUUUAAUUAAGUUAAAAAUUUUGGAAUCAACUAAUGCAGUAAUAUUACAUUCAGUGGAUUUAGAUAUUGCAUUUGAUAAAGUUAAACUGAUAGACAAUACUUUACGAGAAGUUGGAAUUGAAAGACAAUAUUUUGAUAGAUCCAAUGAUUUUUAUUUCAUCGAAUUACAAGAUUAUUUACAAAAGUGGAAUCUAAAUUAUUCCCUUUAUAUAGCAUUUAAUGCUACCUUAACGGAAGCCUUAGCUGGGUAUUAUCGAAGCAGUUAUAUAGAUCGUACCAGCUAUAAGAAAAAAUGGUUAGCUAUUACUCAAUUCGAAUCAACUGAUGCGCGACGAGCAUUUCCAUGCUUCGAUGAGCCUGGAAUGAAGGCUACGUUUAGAAUAAGUAUGGGCCAUGACCGUAAAUAUACUGCAAUAAGUAAUAUGCCAUUGGAAAGUACCAUACAAAGAGGUUAUAAGUGGGUAGUGGAUUAUUUCGCUCCAACAGUAAAGAUGUCUACAUAUUUGGUGGCAUAUGCUGUUACAGAAUUUGAUUAUCGAUAUGUUGAUAAUGCUACAAACACUAUUUUUAGAGUAUGGGCGAGAAAAGAUGCUAUGAAACAGGUGGACUAUGCUGCAACUGUUGGUCCAAAAUAUUUAAAAUUUUUUGAAAAUUACUUUAAUAUUUCAUUUCCAUUACCCAAACAAGAUAUGAUUGCCAUACCUGAUUUCAAUUCUGGCGCAAUGGAAAAUUGGGGUUUAAUUACAUACCGUGAAACAGCAUUACUCUACGAUCCAAAUAUAUCCUCGGCCGCAGCUCAGCAUCAUGUCACAAGCACAAUUGCCCAUGAACUUGCACAUCAAUGGUUUGGUAAUUUAGUUACAAUGAAAUGGUGGACUGAUUUAUGGUUAAAUGAAGGUUUUGCAACAUUUAUGGCUGCAAAAGCAGUACAUUAUUUAAAUCCUGAAUGGAAUUCAAUAGCGGACGAAAAUGUUGAUAAUAUAUUGGAAAUUUAUAAAUUAGAUCGAUUAGAAUCGUCGCAUCCAAUAUCCGUUCCGAUUGGACAUCCAAGUGAAAUUACGCAUAUAUUUGAUAUAAUUACAUAUCGUAAAGGUUCGUUUAUAAUACGAAUGAUGUCUUUUUUUUUGGGUGAAAAAGUUUUCCGUCAAGGUGUUUCAAAUUAUUUACGAAAAUAUGCAUAUGGAAAUGCUGAUAAAAAUGAUUUAUGGGCAACAUUAACCGAAGAAGCACAUAAGCGUGGUGUAUUAGAAAGUGAUGUUGAUGUGAAAACUGUUAUGGACACAUGGACUGUACAAACUGGCUAUCCAUUAGUUACCGUUACUCGUAACAAAAAUAAUCGUGGAUUAUUUAUCAAACAAGAACGUUUUGGUACAAAAUCACGUGAUAAAUCCUGUUGGUGGAUACCGUUGAGUUAUACAACGGCAAAAAUAUCUAAUUUCAAUGAUACAACUCCGAAAGCAUGGUUGAAAUGUAGUUUGGGUGAAAAAUCUCACACAUCGAUUAAAUUUGCUAAAGAUUUACCAGAUAGCAGUCAAUGGGUUAUUUUUAAUAUUCAAUUAGCAGGAUUAUAUAAAGUAAAUUAUGAUACAAAAAAUUGGGAAUUAUUAAUAAGGGCUCUAAUAAACGAUCAUAAUUCCAUACCAGUUUUAAAUCGUGUACAAUUAAUUGAUGAUUCAAUGGAUUUAGCAAGCGCUGAUCAUUUAGACUACCAUUAUGCAUUUAAAUUGUUAAGAUAUCUGAAACAUGAAACUGAAUAUUUACCAUGGAGCGUUGCAUUUCAUCAUUUAAAUUAUUUGAAUGUCAUGUUAAGACGGACUCAUGUUGAUGGUAUAUUUUCUAAAUAUGUAAGGCAAUUGGUUUCACCAAUUUAUGAAAAAGUUGCCUAUCAAUUGGAAAAAAAUUCAACACAAGGUAUCAAACGUCUAGUAUUAAUUAGUGCAUGGGCAUGUCGUUUUGGAGUCGGUGAUUGUGAAGAGCAAGCAAAUCACUUGUAUGCUACUUGGAUGAAAAUGAAAAAUUCAGAUAAUGUUAAUCCGAUUCCAAAAGACUUACGCGAUUUAGUGUAUUGCACAGCCAUUCGAAAUGGUGGCGAAAAAGAAUGGGAUUUUUUAUGGCAAAAAUAUUUAAUAUCAAAUGUUGGAUCAGAGCAACAAACUUUAUUACAAUGUUUAGGGUGUUCCAAAGAAGUGUGGAUUUUAAAGAGAUAUUUAGAUUGGUCUCUAAAAUCGGUGUCUGGUAUUCGUAAGCAAGAUAUGCUGUAUGUAUUUGAGUCUGUCUCUAAAAAUAUAGUUGGAUUUUAUUUAGCCAAAGAGUUUUUUAAAACGAACAUUGAAGAGUUACAUAAGUAUUUUGGAACCAAAAGCGAUCGAUUAUCCAGGUUUAUGAAGUUAUUAGCAAGACAAAUGUAUACAACAUUAGAAUUGGAAGAGUUUGAAGAAUUAUGUAACAAAUACAAGGCUAUAUUAAAGGAUUCAACAGUUGGGGUUCAUCAAUCACUGGAGAAAAUACGAAAUAAUUUUAAUUGGCAUACAAAACACUUCACCGAAAUUAAUUUGUUUUUUCGGAGAAUGAAUUCUGAUUUAUAUGACAUAAUAUAUUAA